Molecule: messenger RNA, 2073 nt
Organism: Cyprinodon variegatus (sheepshead minnow)
Lineage: Eukaryota; Metazoa; Chordata; Actinopteri; Cyprinodontiformes; Cyprinodontidae
Product: adipocyte enhancer-binding protein 1-like
Exons: 12
Biological process (GO): negative regulation of transcription by RNA polymerase II; proteolysis
Molecular function (GO): zinc ion binding; metallocarboxypeptidase activity; RNA polymerase II transcription regulatory region sequence-specific DNA binding
Source: RefSeq, a predicted model, not a curated record
AUUAAUUCUAUGUGCUGUUUUUUUUUUUAUUGUUCAGACUUUGUUACCAAACAUCUUUCUGCUAUAUGAUGUGAUCUCCUCAGAUAAGUUUUUUGGACAUAAUGCCAAGAAGGAAGCCACAACCACUGAAGUCAUCAUGUACAUACCAGAGGAAACCACGUCUGUGCCAUUUGUUGUUCCCUGGUAUGAAGAGUAUGAUUACACUGACUUGGCAAGUGAGCUGGCAAAGAAACAAGAAGAGGAGGAGGAGAGAGCACGAAAGGAAAAGGCAGAAAAAGGUUCUUCUGACAUGGUGUCCUUUAUGCCCUCAGGCAGGUAUCAAAGUGAGAAUGAGGUCAACGCAUCUGACGACCUGGACUUCAGACACCACAACUAUAAGGAUAUGAGACAGAUGAUGAAGGUGAUCAAUGAGGAGUGUCCAAAUAUUACCCGGAUCUAUAACAUUGGGAAAAGCUCCAAAGGCCUUAAGAUGUAUGCCAUGGAGAUCUCCGACAACCCUGGCGAACACGAGGAAGGAGAACCGGAGUUCCGUUACACAGCCGGUCUCCAUGGCAACGAGGCUCUGGGUCGGGAGCUUCUCCUGCUUUUGAUGCAGUUCCUUUGUAAGGAAUACAAAGAUGACAACCCAAGAGUUCGACGCCUGGUAGAUGGAGUGAGGAUCCACCUGGUGCCAUCGCUGAACCCAGACGCAUACGAGCUGGCCUAUGAGAUGGGCUCUGAGAUGGGAAACUGGGCGCUGGGCCACUGGACUGAGGAAGGUUAUGACCUCUUCCAGAACUUCCCGGAUCUGAACAGCAUCUUGUGGGGAGCUGAGGACAGAGGCUGGGUUCCUCGUAUAGUGCCCAAUCAUCACAUUCCACUGCCGGAAAACUACCUCAGUGGUUCUCUCGCAGUCGAGACUAAAGCUAUAAUUUCAUGGAUGGAGCGCACUCCAUUUGUGCUUGGAGCCAAUUUACAAGGAGGAGAGAAAAUGGUGGUUUACCCUUUUGAUAUGCAGCGUCCUCCAAUUUCUUUAACUGACAGCCGGCGUUGGAGGGCUAAUGCUGAGAUGAACGAAGAGACCUGGGCUCGGAUUCAGCGGCAGAACGAAGGAGCCCUCAGGGAGACGGCCGAUGACGCCAUGUUUCGCUGGUUGGCGAUGUCGUACGCACACAGCCAUCUGACCAUGACGGAGACCUACAGGGGAUCCUGUCACGGCGAUGAUGUCACUGGAGGGCAGGGGAUCAUUAACAGAGCCAGCUGGAAGCCUGUGGUGGGCAGUAUGAACGACUUCAGCUACCUGCACACCAACUGCUUCGAACUCUCCAUCUUUCUGGGUUGUGACAAAUUUCCCCAUGAGAGCGAACUGCCACUAGAGUGGGAGAACAACCGCGAGGCUCUUCUGUCCUUCAUGGAGCAAGUGAAUCGAGGAAUAAAAGGCAUAGUGAGAGACAUGGAGGGAAACCCGCUGCCUAAUGCUACGAUCUCUGUGGAGGGCCUCCGGCAUGAUGUCAAAACCGCUGCCAGCGGGGACUACUGGCGGCUGCUGAAUCCUGGAGAGUACAAGGUGACGGCCAAAGCAGACGGCCACACCUCCCACACGCGGCUCUGCAUGGUCGGCUACGACACCGGAGCGACCCCCUGCAGUUUCACCUUAGCCAAGUCCAACUGGGACCGGAUCAAAAGGAUCAUGGCUCUGAAUGGGAACAGGCCCAUUCGAGUCGUUCCAAAAACCAACAGGUUGAAGGCGACUGUGUCGACUACUGGGGCGCCGCCCACCACCACCACAGUAGCAUACCCUCGGGCCAACCCUCAGAGAGCUGAGCGACUCAGGCGGCUCAGACUGAUGCGCUUACGACGACUGCAAGCCAGAAGGUCAAGAGGCAGGAUCUCAACCACCCCCCCGACUACGACAACAACAACAACAACAACCACCACAACAACAACAACACAGCCACCAGAGACUGAGAGCACGACCUCCUGGUACGACUCCUGGUUUCCUGUGGGCAGCUGGACAGAAAACCCGUUUGACGCCUUCUUAUUUGACUCGGCGCCCACACAGGAAUAUAACUUUGAAUAUAAAAUUGAUUAAAA